Vitis riparia (riverbank grape) is the source of this 2237-nucleotide messenger RNA. Its product is annotated as protein DA1-like. Gene Ontology annotation, molecular function: ubiquitin binding. The record is from RefSeq and is a predicted model, not a curated record. The transcript is spliced from 12 exons. The coding region runs from base 597 to 2036 and encodes 479 amino acids. Lineage: Eukaryota; Viridiplantae; Streptophyta; Magnoliopsida; Vitales; Vitaceae.
UACGUACGACCCCAAGGCUGCCAAAGUUUCAUGACACGCCCCCAUUGUCUGUGAAUAUAGAAAAGAUUGCGACUUUAUUAUUUAAACUCUCUUUACACUUUCUUUUUUUCCUCCUCUAGAGCCUUUUGCGGGUCUCCUCUCAAGGUAAAGGAUAUCACGCCCAAAAUUAAUAUAAGCCUGCCUUCAUAUUUCCAAGACUAUCGGCAACGCCCCACUGGGCUUGACGAUCCUUCGUCAAACCCCUUUGGGUCGAUCAUUUUUUUUUUAAAAAAAGAAAAAUUCCGCGUAUUUGACUUUUAAUUUGCGUGUAAUUGAAAUAUUCCUCUUCCAUUUUUUUUUUUCGUGUUUGGAUUGUAUUUUCUUGGGAUUUUUUCCUUUUUCUUUGUUGAGCAUUGUUUUUGGAGGGGGAGAUUCUUGUUUGGAUGGAAAGAAAACAUGAUUGUGAACUGAGAAUAUCUUUGUGAUCGUUGCUUUUUGAGCGAAUUGGGAUCCACAUCUGAUUUGGGUCUCUUCUGCUUCUGUAAUUCUUGGAGGUUCUUGAUUUUUCUUCAGAUAGAAGCUCCCUUGGUUAUGAGGAUAUAAUAAUAUAUCUCAUUAUGGGUUGGCUUAACAAAAUUUUUAAAGGGUCAAGCCAUAAAAUUUCAGAAGGGAAUUAUCAUGGGAGAUAUCAAGGGGAUACCGUUCAAAAUGAACCUUCUUGUUCAGGGGAUGUGUGGGCAGAGACUGAGAAUGAAGAUAUAGACCGUGCUAUUGCAUUAUCCCUUUCAGAAGAAGAACAAAAAGGAAAAAAAGUGAUUGAUAAUGAAUUUCAAUUGGAGGAAGAUGAACAACUUGCUAGAGCUAUACAAGAGAGCUUGAAUAUUGAGUCUCCUCCACAACAUGGAAAUGGAAAUGGAAAUGGAAAUAUUUAUCAACCCAUUCCAUUCCCCUACUCAACAGGGUUCAGGAUCUGUGCUGGUUGCAAUACUGAGAUUGGUCAUGGACGUUUUCUAAGUUGCAUGGGUGCAGUUUGGCAUCCAGAAUGUUUCAGAUGCCACGGUUGCGGCUACCCAAUUUCUGAUUAUGAGUAUUCUAUGAAUGGGAAUUACCCUUAUCACAAAUCUUGCUACAAGGAGCACUAUCACCCAAAAUGUGAUGUUUGCAAGCACUUUAUUCCAACGAACCCUGCUGGUCUUAUUGAAUAUAGGGCGCAUCCUUUUUGGGUUCAGAAGUACUGCCCUUCUCAUGAGCAUGACAGAACACCUAGAUGCUGUAGCUGUGAGAGAAUGGAGCCACGGGACACAAGAUAUGUUGCCCUUAAUGAUGGUCGGAAGCUCUGCCUGGAGUGUCUGGACUCUGCAAUCAUGGAUACCAAUGAAUGUCAACCCCUCUAUCUUGAUAUACAAGAGUUUUAUGAAGGUUUAAAUAUGAAAGUGCAGCAGCAAGUUCCAUUACUCUUGGUCGAAAGACAAGCACUGAAUGAAGCCAUGGAAGGAGAAAAGAGUGGCCACCAUCACAUGCCUGAGACUAGGGGACUUUGUCUUUCUGAAGAACAAACUGUCAGCACUAUUUUGAGGCGUCCUAAGAUUGGGACUGGAAACCGAGUCAUGAAUAUGAUAACAGAGCCUUGUAAACUAACACGUCGUUGCGAUGUGACCGCAGUUCUCAUUUUGUAUGGCCUUCCUAGGUUGCUAACUGGGUCGAUCCUUGCUCACGAGAUGAUGCAUGCCUGGCUCCGACUAAAUGGUUAUCGAACUCUUGCACAAGAUGUGGAAGAAGGUAUCUGUCAGGUGCUAGCUUAUAUGUGGCUAGAUGCUGAGCUGACAUCUGGAUCUGGAAGUAAUGUUCCAUCAACAUCAUCUGCUUCCACGUCUUCAAAGAAGGGUGCAGGAUCUCAAUGUGAGAGGAAGCUUGGGCAGUUCUUCAAACACCAGAUUGAAUCAGACACAUCCCUUGUCUAUGGAGCUGGAUUCAGAGCUGGCCAUCAGGCAGUGCUUAAAUAUGGCCUUCCAGCCACUCUAAAGCAUAUUCAUCUGACAGGCAAUUUUCCAUAUUGAAUUUUUGGGCCCUGAAUUCGAUGGUGCUUCUACAUUUAUCGGAGUUCAAAGCUUGGUGUUUAUUAAGUUAGAUCCAAAGCACAGAGUUACAUUUUAUAGAGCAGUUUCCCAUAAUGAUGAUUUUUAUACCUUGUAGCUAUUGUCCCAUCAACAAUGUUUCUUUUUCAAAUAUUUAAUAAAUUGAUAUUUUAUUUUUAUUUA